Molecule: messenger RNA, 5658 nt
Organism: Styela clava
Lineage: Eukaryota; Metazoa; Chordata; Ascidiacea; Stolidobranchia; Styelidae
Product: metal transporter CNNM4-like
Biological process (GO): magnesium ion homeostasis; transport
Cellular component (GO): plasma membrane
Molecular function (GO): transmembrane transporter activity
Source: RefSeq, a predicted model, not a curated record
ACUGAUUCUUCAAUUUCAGGUAAAAAAAGCGGAUACCAGUCAUCUGGUCAUAGAAAUGGUGUUACAUCAUGUUAUGAACUGCAAUAAUUUAGGUUUGAAUAAGCAUAUUGGAUACUACCAUCUUUUGUUUCUAUUUGUAUUUAUUUUCCUUCGCAAUGCAUCGCAGAAGCAAAUUCACGAGUUACUGGACUUAUGGCGGGAAAUUCAGGAAAUUAUACCAGUGAAGGUGUUCCCAUUGUCUACAUGCCGCAACCGACAACUCUAGUAAUGUUUGGUACUGAUCUGCAAAAAUUAAGCCGCAUCACUUUUGUAAAGAAAGCUUUAAGCUAUGGAGAAAUUUGUGAUGAUUAUAUGGAACAACCUUCAUUUCCAGUUGAAUCAACCAAUGUUACACAAACCAUAGGAAAAGUCGUUGUUACUCUCAAACAUACCGUUGAAGAUGACCAACAGUUAUUUUUUCUCUGUGUAAAAAAUAACAACACAUCACAUUAUUUGCACCAAGGGUCAGCAAAUUAUGUCAAAAUAUCUGUGAGGAUUCAAACGCAUGGUGAAGGCACAUUGAUGCCUAUACCACUUCAGAUAUCGCUCAUUGCAGUCCUUUUACUGAUGUCUGGUAUAUUUUCUGGUCUCAAUCUUGGACUUAUGGCGCUCGAUCCAAUGGAGUUGAAAAUUGUUCAAAACUGUGGAAGCACUGCAGAGAAAAAAUAUUCCAAAGCAAUUUAUCCGAUUCGUAAAAAGGGAAAUUUUCUCUGCACUUUGCUAUUGGGAAGUCUGGUGAACAACACAAUGACUAUUCUAUUGGAAAACAUUACUUCUGGAUUAUGGGCUGUUAUCGGAUCAACUAUUGCUAUUGUUAUAUUUGGAGAGAUAGUACCACAGUCAAUAUGUACACGUCACGGUCUAAGAAUUGGAGCAUACACAAUUUGGUUGACGAAAUUUUUCAUGUUGGUCACUGCACCGCUAUCAUACCCCAUCAGUAAAAUAUUGGAUUCUAUUCUCGGGAAAGAACUCGGAACAAUUUACAAUAGAGCUAAACUUCUUGAGAUGAUUAAGGUUACGGAUCCCUACAACGAUCUUGCAAAAGAUGAAGUCAAUAUGAUACAAGGUGCCCUUGAAUUGAGGACCAAAACUGUUGAAGACGUUAUGACAACAAUAGAGGAUUGUUACAUGGUCGAUAUAUGCUCAGUACUGGAUUUUGGGUCAAUGCAAGAGAUUAUUUCCAGAGGUUUCACUAGAAUUCCAGUCUUUGAAACAGAUCGUACGAAUAUCGUCGCUCUCUUGUUUGUGAAAGAUUUAGCUUUCGUUGAUCCAGAUGACUGCAUGCCACUGAAAACUGUCUCGAAGUUUUAUAACCAUCCAUUGCAUUUUGUCUUCAAUGACACAACACUGGAUAAAUUACUGGAAGAGUUUAAAAAAGGUGCAUUUCACAUGUCGAUAGUCCAACGUGUUAAUAAUGAAGGAACAGGGGAUCCAUUCUAUGAAGUUAUUGGUAUUGUUACAUUAGAAGAUGUCAUAGAAGAAAUCAUUAAAUCUGAGAUUGUCGAUGAAACUGAUUUUUACACUGACAAUAAAACUAAGAAGGUGAAUAAAAUGAGACAAAGAAUGCCUUUGGAUUUGUCUGUGUUCACUGAUCCGUCAGCAAAGCAAACAACGAUUACACCUCAACUUAUGUUAGCUGUGCAUAGAUUUCUUGUCACCGAAAUUGAACCCUUUGGAAUACUAUCAGAAAAAGUGAUCCCUCGUCUUUUGCAGCAGAAAGACGUUUUCAUUGAACUAAUUAAUGAAGAAGGAGUCAAUAAAGAUAAACUAUACAUUUAUCGAGCUAAUAAAUCUGCUGAUUACUUUGUUCUAAUUUUGGAGGGAACAGUUCGUGUGAUUGUUGGUAAAGAAAAUUUAGAAUUUGAUACCGGAGCUUUUUCAUAUUAUGGAGUCCCAGCUUUACAAGUGUCAUCAGCGCAACCAUCUGUUAUAAAUGAUAGCAGAGAAUGGUCAGCUCCUGGACGUUCUAGAUCUGGUACUGCUAAUAGUGAAGGUACACCUGCUGCAUUAUUACCACCUGAACCAGCACCUACCACUCCAGGACAUUUUAAUCCCGAUUACAGUCUUCUAGCUGUCACAACUGUCAAGUUUUUGAAAAUCACUAAAACUCAAUACGCCAAUGCAAUGAAAGCAACUAGAAUGGCAAAUGAGCAAUUGUCAUCACUGGAAGCACUAAAUACAGACAGAGCUCAAGAUACUGGGAAUCACAGCAGUCUCGGAAAUCGUACGAGCGACUCUUUACCUCCUCAAAAGAAAAUGAGCAGAAACCAUUCUUUUAAUUGUAACAACAGUAAUAAUGUCUUGCAACAUACUCGCUCAUCUUCAGUCGAUUGUAUCACAACGUCAUUACAAUUAUAUGGAAAUAUGCAUUGUAACACGAAUACAUGGUCCCAUAGAGCUUUGAAUAAUCAACGGGUUUCUCCUGGAAAAACUAGAACAGGCCAAGGCCAAGAUAGACCCACUUAUGCAAAGUUUUACCUCAACAAAGCAAAAAGUAAGGACUUGAAUUCAAAAGAAGACUCAACGGAAAAUUUAUUGCCAAAAACAGAAGAAAACGAUAGCUGAUUGUAUUUUUCUGUCUCUUUUGAAUGUUAUAUUCAUUAUAGUGUGGGAAUCACCAAAUUGUAUUUUAGUACCAAUGUAUGAUGCUAAUUGAGAGCAUGUAGAUCAGGGGUCGGCAAAGAAUACGUACAUAAAGAAUAUAAUCGUCGUAAAUAAUAUUAUCGUCAAAACAGCUGUUUUGUUACUAUAAUUCAAUGAGGCGCCGCCGGCCAGAUUAUAUUACGCCGCGGCCCGUAGGUUGCCGAUCCCUGAUGUAGAUGAAACUUUGUGUUUUAAUAUUACAGGUAUAAAUCCCAAAGGCUGGAUAUAAAACGUAAUAUAUUUCAUGCAAUAUUCUUUAAGAUCAGGAUGUUCGUCUUUUAAUAGUGAUGGUAUUUUUGCAGUCUGGUUUUUCUCUAUAAUAUCAUUAGGAAAAUUAUGCUUAUAAAAAUAUUGUAGUUCGUCAACAGUGGUUGUUUUGAAUAUUUAUUAAUAUCUCUUUUAUCUAACCAUAUUUGGUACGUUUUUUCAGUCGAGUGGGUUUUCAAUUAUUUUACAGCGCUUUUCUCAGCCUCUCAUUAAACAAGGCCAUUGAUAUUCAAGAACUUACUUUUUUCGGAAGAGCUAGUCUCUUCUUGCUCUUUUCGGUGCUUACCACUAUUCGAUUUGUUGAUUCAAAAAGCAGUUCGACUGUAAAAUAAAUAUAUUGUCUGUAAUCAUUACACUAAAACACCUAUUUUCAUAACUAUUUUUUUGUACUCCAUGAUGUAUCUCAAUAAGUUGUACGAAGAGCAUUUACCAAUCUAUCAACCUAUAGGUCUGGAAAUUUCGUUUAAAACUGUUGACCAAUAACCAGACAGAAUUGACCAGUUGAUCGAUCGCUGUUGGUGCCAAAGUCACCUCAAUUUGGGUAAAAAAUGGCUUGUUAUAUCAGGUUCAUAGAACAUUUUCAUGUAAACUUGCCCUUAAACCACCCUAACUUGUUUUAGACCUGUUUUUUUUUUCACAAAAAUUCGCUCAUGUGCUCUCACCUAGCAGUAAAGACUGAAGUGCCAAGAGCUACUGACACUAUAAAGAAAGAGCAGUGAAUUACAUGUUAGUAAAUAGUAAUUGAUCCGAGUCCCAAGCAUCUCAGUUACAAAGUAUGUCUCCCUCAUCCUUUCUACAAAAAAAAUAUUUUUGACUCACUAUACAUGCCCCAAUUUGUAACAAAAUGUCCUGCUAUUUAAUAUUGAUAUAGUAUAUUAUAUAUCUUUUUAUGCAAACACUAUUUGUUAAAAAAAGUUCUCUUUGUAAAUAACUCUGUUGUAUCUUUAAUAUUCUUUUAAAUCUUGUGAAGUUCUUUUUCAAGUUUUUAUGAAGCAUCGAUUUAAAGUGGGAAACUUGCCAUACUAUUAAUUAUCUCACAAUCUUUAUGCAUGAGAAAGUAAAGGCAAUACCUAAAGAAAUUGGAUUCUAGUAUAUUUAUUCUGAAGCCUGUACAUCAUUUCAAUUUUGUAGCUGUAUUCUGUUACUAAAUCCUAAUAUAUGCUAAAUUUUUCAAUUUUGAUGUUAUAAUUUAACUAAAUGGCAACUAUUCAAGAAUCUGAAUUGUAAUAAAUUCAUUGGAAUAUAAAAGUGAAGCCACUUUUGUUGGUUUUUAAUUCUCCAAUAUGAAUAUAUAUUAUUAUCAUUAUAUAAAUAGGUAAACACAGAAUAUGCACUUUACUUCAAAUGCAUUUGGAAACUAAACAUCAGAGGAAAGAUGGGAACAUCUGUAAAUGGGAUUUUUAUUCUAUCUAUCACUAUAUAUGAUUGUAAUGUAAAAAAAAUUGUUGUUUACACAGUAUGGCUGUAUUGAAAUAUGCUGCAAAUUUCAAGGUGCUGUCAUUAUUUCCUUACUAUUUUUCAUUAUGACUGCAUUUAUAUUGGGAAGGUGUUUUGAAUUGUUAUUCCUGAUUGUUUUGUAUACCUAGACCAUAUUUUGUUCGGGCUGUGCUAAACUUUAUUCAAAUAAAUUCAUUAUUGCAUUCAAUGAACUUGGGAGUAAAUUAAAAUAGGAAUUCAAUUUUUCAAUGGAACAGUUUGUGAGUGCCAUUUUAAUUCAUAUUUCUGUUCCUUAGGAACAUGGAAAAUAUAUUUUCGAACUCUUCUAUCAGUAAUAUUGCCAGCCCUGUGAAUUUAGAUAAAUGGCAUUAAGCGUACUUUGUACUUAAGAACAUAAUUCAGGCUUUGAUUGACUUUGCGAUAUCUUUAACAUGUCUCCCAUAUAUUCACAUAAUGCACAGUAUAGUUAUAAACCUAAACAUUGUAAGAUGAUUUUUUACAGCAUUUUUUUUCGCCUUACAAACUGCCAAUUUUUUGGAAUUGAUUAUUUUCUUAUAUUUUUCAUUCCCAUCCAAAAUUGACACACUCCAGUCCUCUUCAGACUAUUUCAAGAUAGUACAAUAUAAUUAAAAUGCAAUUUGUUUUUCUCGUGUUUAAUUCUGAAAAUAGUCACAUGUAAUGAUUUUUGUACACCCAACAAUGUGUAUCUAAUAUUUUAAGAAUUAGUGCAAAUAUAUUUUGAUACUGCAGAUUGUGUUUUACAAACCUCUUAAAUGUCACCGACUUGUUUUCCUCUAAUUUCAAAUAGGUUGAUUUUUGAUGAUGUUAUGCCUCGCUGUUGUGGAGUAAACGAAAAUACUUACUCUUAUAAAUAGUGAUAAUUACUGCUUGUAACAGGAAAGUAUUUUCCUACAUCAUAUAACAAUCGGUCUUUGGUAUUUGGUUCAUAAUUUUGUGAAAUCCUUCAAAUUGAAUUAUUUGUAAAUCAUCCACUCUCUUAUACAGCAGCAAAUUUACCGAACUUCAACAUUAUCAGCAUGUGUGAUUUCAUGAAGCUUGCUCUAGUGUUGGAGCACACCUCAUGGGUACUCAUUCCAUGGUCAACUUAUCUUUUUGUUAAUAGUUUUUCUUCAAUUUACUGUUUAAUGAUUUAUCUUGCUGUGAACUGUGUUCAUAUCAUAUAUUUUAUUUUAUUUUUCUUCUUAUAAGAACCUAUGUACAGAAUUGGUAUUUCUAAUAUCAGAUUCGUUUGAAUAGAUUUUUUCCUCAAGA